Molecule: messenger RNA, 1356 nt
Organism: Diospyros lotus (date-plum)
Lineage: Eukaryota; Viridiplantae; Streptophyta; Magnoliopsida; Ericales; Ebenaceae
Product: acyl-CoA-binding domain-containing protein 3-like
Exons: 5
Coding region: 131-1000 (289 amino acids)
Biological process (GO): fatty acid metabolic process
Molecular function (GO): fatty-acyl-CoA binding
Source: RefSeq, a predicted model, not a curated record
ACUCUCUCUCUCUCCCUCACUCACAUAAAAGGGUUGGUGAAAGAGUCCUUUUCGCCAGUCGUCUCCUUCUCUCGCCAACGCAGAGCUCUGCCGAUUUUCCUCUGAAAAUCCUCCAUUCCGUUCCGUGAACAUGGACUCAUUAACGGAGAUGAUCCUCGUCUUCAGUUUCCAUAUUCUCUUUUGUAGCCUCAUCUACAGGCUCAUCCCAAAGCCGGCGAAAGUAGUUGCCGCUGCUCCUCAAGAAUCCGGCGAAGAAACUGGCUGUUCAGACGCCGACGCGGUUAAAUCUGCCGGAACCGAGCUGAGCGCUGAAACUGUUGGAUCGGCGUGGCCGUGCGGCGGUGAUCGAAUCGGCGAUGAUGAUGAAGAGGCGUCCGGGGGAAGGAAAGGGAGCGGGGUUGAUGGAUGUGCUGAGAAGGUUGAGGUGGAAUCGGAUGGGGAUUUGGAGAGAGAGGAUGGUGAAGGGAGUGAGGGAAAGGCUAGUGGCGGUGGAAAAGAAGAAGAGGGAGGACUGUUUGAUGAUUGGGAAGGGGUAGAGAGGACUGAGUUGGAGAAACGGUUUGGUCAAGCGGUGGUGUUUGUUGGCUCUGAGAGCAAUGCUGAUUGUGUUUCGAGGCUUGACAGUGAUGUCGCGGACCAGUUGUUUGGGCUCCAUAAGGUUGCUAUUGAAGGUCCGUGCCGAGUGCCGCAGCCUAUGGCUUUGAUGCUCUCUGCUCGUGCAAAGUGGAAUGCUUGGAAACAGCUUGGGGACAUUAGCCGAGAGGAUGCUAUGGAGCAAUAUGUUACCCUUUUGUCUAGGAGCAUUCCAGGGUGGAUGGGGGAAGAUGACACAAAAGAUGGUAAACUGAUUUUCCUGGAUGCUGAAUCAUCUGCAGUUAAUCCUUCCAGUUUAGGCAAUCAACCUGGCACAGUAAAUGAAAGUAUGUCUCAAUACCGUGGUAAAGAUUGUGGGGUGAUUGGGGCUGAGUGUUCAGAAACCGUAAACAAGGAACAAGAGUGACAUCUUUGUCGAUUGGUUAGACGGCCUGGCUUAUCCAACUGGAAACUUAAAAACUGGUGCUUACGAUGGCUGAUUAGGAAUUUGUCUUAAGGACUCAACGCUGCAGUCUGGCUUUUCCAAGUACAUAUUAUGCUUUUGUAAAUAAAGAACCACCCAUGUGUCUAUAGUCACUUAUUUCCUGGGAUUCAUAGUGCUGGUUCUCAUGGGCUUUAGUAGGGAGCAUUUGGUUUAUUAGGUUGGAAUGGAGGAGGAAUUUUUUAAUUUCUUUCAUAUAUUUACAUAUUGAUGUAGUAGAUAUAAAGACGUUUUGUAGAUAAUUUAUGGCAGUUCUUAUUAACAUUAGACAUUUCCAUUUU